Messenger RNA from Loa loa (African eye worm), 279 nucleotides. RefSeq lists its product as hypothetical. Bases 1 to 279 code for a protein of 92 amino acids. The record is from RefSeq and is a predicted model, not a curated record. Lineage: Eukaryota; Metazoa; Nematoda; Chromadorea; Rhabditida; Onchocercidae. The transcript has a single exon.
AUGUAUCACAUAUCCAUUUACGAUAAACGACAAUAUUUUUUGAUCAAUAUUAUUAAUAUCUGUAUAUUAUUAACAGCAAUACAUGAAACAAUUGCAAUACGAGAAACAGUACCAGCUGUUCGUGUGGUACGAUUUCAGGUGGAUUAUCCGAAUGCAUCACUUGGAAAUAUUCAAAAGGUACCAAAAUGGAAUUCCAUUAUGCGUAAUAGUGUUCUUGCUUCAUUACGUUUCAUCAAUAAGCAUUGGUUAAUUUGUGGUGGUUCAAAAUCUGAAAAGUAA